AGGUCACUUACGAAAGGCAGAACACAUGCUAGGGAGUCACCGGAGAGUCCGAAAACAGCCCGAGGGAGCGAAAAUGAGGGAGAAAAGCGGCCAGAGCGAGCGAGAGUGAUCGAAGGAAGUGGGUUGGGCUUGAGAGAGAAGAGUGGCCUUGUGGACCCGUAAUAAGCAAGUUUUAAGCUCGCUAUUUUCCCCUCCCCAAAGGGAUGUUGUGGCGAGCUGGCUAGGGACACUGACACUCUGUUGCCUCGUGUGUUGACUCUCGGCGGCGCAUCUGUGUGUGUGUUGUCAGUGUGUGAUGUAGGCUGAAGGUGGUGGGCUGGUGGCGGUGGUGGAGGCCAAGGAUGGUGGCGCCAAUCCACUCCUGGAUGUGGGGGAGGCUGGUACUCCUUCUCCCCGUCGUUAUAUGUACAGUACUAACCGAAGGGUGCAUCAUACCAAAGGAGUUCCCUCAUUCUAUCAGUGCUGAUAUGAACGAAUCGGGCAGCCAGAUGUGCUACACAUGCUAUCAGGCUCCAACAGCAGAUGGGUUUAAAGUGAACCUUAACAAACUUAGGCUUAAUGGCAUAGGCUCGGUAAUGGUUUAUUUAGACAGCAAGCAAAAGCUCAUUGAAGAAGAUUGUGGAGGUUGUGAUGCCUUUGGCAAUCUUGAAGGCACAGACGAGGGAGAGGCCAGUGAAACCGAAUGCCACGAAUGUGUUACCUUGCCUAGUGGAUCCAUGUUUGAAUUGUAUGUGAGGCUCAGUCCCCAGUACCAGGGAUUGACUGAGGGGGAGAGUGUGUGCCAAAAUAUUCCAAACCUUAACAUUAGUCUUACCAUUGACAGCAAAUUGCCAGACCUUGAAGCUCCCUCUGAUUGUGAGGAUGGCUUUUGGGUCAGCUUCCCACUCUCUGGGGAUACCUGUGCUGUAGGCUCCACAUCUCUGGACAGAGAGACCCUCUGCAUUGUUGCAAGUUGCACUGACAGCAUCAUGUCCCCAGACACAUCAAAUGAGAAAAUAGAACACAAAUUCCAACCAGAAUCUCCAACAGAGACCUGUAUAUGGGAGCUGAAUACAGAGCAGCGCAAGCACAUGACCCUAAGAUUCUCGCAGAACGUUCGGCCCCACAUCACAGUGUACGAAGAGUCGCUGCUCAACCCGAAGUGGGACGUGGAAUGGUGUCCGACCUUUGGGAACGAGUACAGUCUGCAAACUGAAGCAGACACUGUAUUCGUAGUCUACCACAACACACAGAAGCUUGCCAAGAAGGGAUCACUGUCCAUUACAACGCAAGUAGAUCUGUGUCUCCUCCCACCAGCUGUGAAAAAUGGAAGUGUUAAUUUUAAACGUCAAGAGUCUGGCACAGUUGCCUUGUAUUCCUGUGACAAAGGAUUUAGCCUGCUGGGCCCGUCAGAGAUCCGGUGUAAAAAUCGUUCAUGGGAAGAACCACCUGUUUGCAUUUCCCAUCACAAGGAUAAACUGAUGUCUGAUGCCCCAAUGGGAUCAAUAGAAAUUUCGGACAGUGUGAAUGGCAGUAGUUUGACCUCAGAGAAUGGCACAUUCCUGAUAUCUGCUCCCGACAGUGAACCACAUGGAAAGAUGCCUGGAGUUUCAUUCCCUGAACAAGACCUCGAGAAUGACGAAGAGAAGGAAACUGAUGCCAAAGAUCUUUACGAGGACUAUGACACAGAUGCGCACCAUGAGAUGUUGACAAACCAUUCUCGGGGGGAGGUGGAUGAGUAUGAGAUGGAACUAACCAACUUGCCACCGGUGAUAAACUCAACAGAAGCUCAAGAAGACGAAGAUGAUAACCAGCUCGGCAUUUUUACAGGCUUACUUGACAUCUCCCUAGAAGAUGACUUAACCAUGUAUAUCAUCAUUGGAGCAGCAGGCCUACUUCUCCUCAUUAUCAUUAUCAUCACAUCCAUCGUUGUUUACCGCAAAAGAUACCCCGUUCGCCUGGGGUUAGGGCGCAAAUUCGACACUUUCCAGAACCCCAUAUACGAGAAAACUGUAGUGAGGAUGCCCAUGCAGGUAGAAGAAACAGAGGUAGGGAGGAAGAAGAGUGAUGCGGAGGAAAUGAGUGAUUGCACAGUGUUAGAAUGAGUUUGACUUGUAUUUCACAUGAAGUCGCAGAAUGGGUUUGUGCUUUUAAAGUUGAACGGUAUAAUGUGAUUGAUAGUCUAGUCUGGAUGAAGAGUUUGAUUUUUUAUCAUUUUAUAGUAUUUUCAAAUUGAAAGUAUCACAGUAUUUGCUUUGGAAAGUGAAAGUACAGGUAUGGCUUAUAAAGCAUCAAGAGAAAUGGAUUUUAUUGAAGGAAAGGUGAUUCUGCUGUAUUAGCUAGUAUUAAGACAUUCCUCUUGGCCUGCAAGAAAAAAAAAGAAAAAAGAAAAAAAACGAAAAGAGUGCAGGAAAGUGUCUUAUGGGUCCAAUUUAAGUGAUACAUGCAAUUCUUGUCAUGUCGUUGGUGAUCUCACACUCCCAGGAUUUUUCUAAUGAUAAUCAAUGAUGUAUUUAGAAUUACAAUCCACUUUGUUGUGAAUGGGGAAAAAAAAAAUGUGCACCUGAUAAGGAUAAUCAAAUGAUACACGUUGACAAGAAUUGCAUAUGGGCAUUUUAUAUUAUGUGCAACAUGAAAGUGUAUUAUUAAUUUUUAGGAACAUUUUAUUUUUUGAUACCUGGAUUGACCCAAAUCUGUUUUGUUACGAUUCUUGUGUCCCAAGAUAAUAAUCCUCGUCAGGGAGAUAUUGACGUCAGAAUUAGUCUGAUAAUGUAUGCAUGGUUAACGUUUGUGUACCAGUAUGGAUGAUUUACAAUAUCUGCUCCUUAUAGCUGUUAUUAUCACUGUUCAUUGGAAGUGAUAUAGGGAAAAGGGAUAUGGAGUAAUCCAGAUGUAUUCAGACAGAUAUAUUUGAAGUUAUUAUUUUUAAACUCCUGAUCAAAGUGCUGACUUGCUUCCAUUGGAUGAUGAUAGCCCUUGGAGUAAGUAAGUUUGGAUUAUUUCAGGAAUUAGUUAUUACUUUAGGUACAUCAACUACCAAUUUUACCACCACUUUUGUAGGCGUGAGUUCUAAGAAUAGACCUAAGAAUAGACAGAUUACUGAUCUACACAGUGCAUAACCUGUGUUUAAUUAAAGUAUCAUAAGUCCUGUUCUGGUGUCCUGGCACAGGUUGCAGCUAAAUACUAGAAGUCAGUAUUUAUUUAAUCUCAACACUAUGUAUUGCUUACAUAUCUCUACAUUGUGCUAAAAGUUUAAAAGUCCAGAUGUAAGAUGGGCUGUUGUCUUCACUCACCCUUUGAUCACCGGUGCUCUACUAGAGUAAGGUUUUUUUGUUUGAAAUCUCAGUUAGUUUUAGGAACCUAUCUAUUUUUUAUAAGAUGUUGCAUGGUGCUUUAAGUUUAUUAAGCUCAGUUUUAUUUCAGAGCUGUAGAUGGCUGAGAACAAGCUUUGUUUUACAUGUUUUUAUUCUAUAUGUUUAUGACCAAAUAGUGAAUGUGACCAGUGCUGCUAUUCCCUUGGAUUCUCAAGCUAAAUAUCUACAGCUACAGCUUUGAUGUUUAUUUCUUUUAUGUUGGGAAUUUUUUGUCUUCAUUUUACGCUUCUGGUUCUCGAGGAAAACUUCGCAUUUAUCAAAGAUUUUCCAAGUACAAAUGAAGACAAGUUAUUUGCAUUUUUCAAAAAAAGAAAAGCCGAAGAAUCCAAUAUUACAAUAUUAUGAAUGCAAGUUAUUUUCAUAGAGUAAGUUUAGCAAAAAAGGGAUAAGAAAAUUCAAGCUUUGAUUUUCUUGUAAAUGGAAAGUCACGUAACAUUCUGUUUUGUGCCAAAGUUCUGUAAAUACACUAGUUUUGUCAAUACCUCAGAAUGUUGGGAUAUUUUUUGUUGUACCUGAUUCUAUGGGUAUUUGACCAAGCACAAAUUGUAUUUUAUGUAUGAAAUGCAGUGCAUCCUUACAGUAAGGAGUCGGGUGGGAUUGGUGUAGUUAGUCCUUUGUGAAGCAUUGAAGAGCACAAUAUGUUGACUUCCUGCAUCGUUGAUGGUUGAGAUAAUCAUUGCCAUGGGAAAUCACUUUUCACUUUCACAGUUUAUAAUGUAACUGACCUGGUUACAUGAUUGCAGCAAAUAUUGAAAAAUGGCAGCUUUAUGUGGUGAUUAUAACUUUUCUUUAUUCUUUUUUUUUGUGAUAUUUUUUUUUUCUUUCUUAUUCCUGUAAUUCAUUCUUUCUUUCAUUCUUUUUUACUUCAAGGUUCUUUACAGGAAGGAAGCACUGCAUAAAUAAAAGCAAAACUAUAGUGUUGGUUAGAUUGCAAAAGAGUAAACCCAAGAGCUGCUAAUCAUGCAAGUAUUAUAUCAUGUACACUGUUUCUGAAAAUUCAUGUAUUGCUGAUAUCUGUUAACCACAGGUAUGUAUUCUUUUGUAAUGCCUCCAUUUCCAUACAGUAGUUGCAACUGCCACUCUCCCCUUUUUUAUUAUGUACAUUAACAGCUGCAAUGUGUAUGAACCCACACUUAUUUCUAGUCAAAUAACAAACCAUGUGUGCUAAUUCUUGGUUCUCUAAACUGUAGCUUACAAUUUGCCCUCGCUUGCAUAUGUGCAGAUCCUUGGGGAGGCGUCGUACAUUGGCGGGUAAUUUUCUCCAGGAUCUGUAGCGUGUUGCUGCCGAGAUUCAUCCAGGGCAAUUCUGACUUAUGCAAAAUUCUUUAUUUUUGCAGUACAGAUAUAAACCCAUGUUAAAAUUGUCUCGUGCCCUGGAUCUACCUCUCCCAUAGACAUCGCUUGCUGAUGAUAUAUCCUGAUGUAGCUUUUUCGUCUGCAAUACUGUACUUUAUUUUUCAUCUUUGUCUUCUAAAUUGGAAAAGUCCGUACAGACUAGAACUAUAGUAAAGUUAUGAUUCAUCCAAUUUCCAAGUUUUUUGUUUUUUCAGUAUACUGCUCAGAUUAUUGUGAUGCAAUAAUACUCAUUGUGGCUCAAGUUAGUAGUGAAUUCAGUAUUGUAGAAUAAUCCUUAUUUCCCAGCUUUCUACAGUUGUUGAAAUAGUAGAUAACUAAAUAUUCUGAAUGUGGGCUUGUGUCUUGCACUGUAAAUUAUUUAGCCUGCAAAAAAGAAGACAGAUUUCCAAGAGCUGAAAAAAUGUGGGUAUACCAACCAGAAUAUCAAAAUGUAUUAAUCAGUAGUAUUUGCACUUUAAAGAGCAUUAGAUCUGAAGUAAAAUAUUCAAUAAUAGUCUUUGGUUUUGUUUUGGUUUGGAUGAAGUAAUGUUUGGUACAUAAAAAUACACAUCAGAAUAUAUGCUCAAUGUCAGAGGUGGCUGGUGGAUUUUGACAGAUAAUUUUUCAGUACAGUAGCAUUAAAUGUUGGAAAGUAAUGGGCAGGUUAUUAAAAGCUACCAGGUAUUAAAGAAUGAAAUUUUUGUUUAAGAAAGUGAUAUAUGAUCUUUUUUUAGCACUGUGCUUAAAAAAAGAAAGGUUUUUCCAUGUGUCUUUGGUAAUGAAGACACCUCCGUUUAGGAAAAGGGUCUUCACUUCAGGUGAAAUAAUAUUGAAAUAUUCUCAAUAAGAAAUUUCUAAUAUAUAGCCAUACCAGUCUUAAGAAGUAAGUAAUACUCAUCAAAAACAUUUGCCAGCUUAUAGGUAUUACAUCCUGUGAAGUUAGCAGUAAGUUUGCAUUACUGUAUGACUCUUUGUCCACAAAAUUUGUAAUGGCCAGAUUUUGAGAUUGGACUGAGAUUCAUUCCAAGAAUAUACAAAUAGCUAUUUUAUUAAUGGAAGCAAAUUUCUUAAGGUGAAAUGUGGCUACUUGGCAUUGGUUAGAAAUGGCAAAAUCCGGUGUUAGGAUUAUCAUCGAAUUGAUAGUAAGUCUAUGGAUGCCAUUUUAUCUUAUAGCUAAGCAAUUGUAAUUUGUAUAAGUUUAAAAGAGAAAAUUCAUUAGCCGUUGUAAUUUUUAACAACUAGAAAUCACAAGCAUUUCAUUAUCAUAUGCUAGUUUAGGUUUUUAUCAUGUAACAAAAAAAAAAAAAAGAAAAUUAAAAAUGCAUUGUCUUUCAUUGUGAAAGUGACUUUUCUGUCCUGUUGUCAUGAAGCAGGUGGUGUUGGUGAAGUAAUGUGGUCCCUCAUUAUAAUGCAACAAUAAUCAAUUGCUUGUAAUCUUCCUAUUUUCUAUACUGUAUGGAAGCUUUCAUUAGUAAAUGUUGAUAAGUUUG
This is a messenger RNA of Penaeus monodon (black tiger shrimp), 6178 nucleotides long. RefSeq lists its product as uncharacterized. Bases 342 to 2084 code for a protein of 580 amino acids. Lineage: Eukaryota; Metazoa; Arthropoda; Malacostraca; Decapoda; Penaeidae. The transcript is spliced from 5 exons. The record is from RefSeq and is a predicted model, not a curated record.